AUCCAGCGAGUACAAAAAUCAUUCAUGAUUGUGAAGAUUUAAAGCAUCAAAUUUGGCAAUUCAAUAAUCUUUCUUGCAAUGGAUUAUGAGAAAAUAAAAUAAGAUCUCCAAGUAGUUUUAGAUUGCAGAGCCCAUUGAGCAGACCAAAGAUUGUGUAAAUCUUUUUUGGCACUCCAAUGACAAGAUUGAAAUCAUUAAUCUCGAUCUUUUCCUAAACUGGCAUAAUUAUAUAAUCUGAAGAAUCGUCCAGACCAAUUAAAAUUCUCAUUGAAGCUGGCAAAAUAUCAGUUGGAAAGAUUUCUUGUGCAGAACAUGGAGGGGAUAAUAGGUAGCCUCCUGCUUAUAUUUGUAAAGGAAGAAUGCCCAUAUUUUAAGCAUUGGGCUAUUAACAAGGAUGGGAAAAAGAAAGAGAUUUAUCAUGUGUUCUUCUCUGCUGGCUUGCUUUUCUCCUUCUAAGAGAUAUGCAGAUGAUUCAGAGGGUGUGGAUUCUGUUGCAUUAGCAACACCACCAAAAAAAGAAAAAGAAGAACAAGAACAAGAACACACAGAAGAAUUUGAAUAUGGUAUAUAUAUUACAGUUAUACGCUUGGUGGGUGGAUUGCAGCAAGUCAAACGGAUUAAAUUCAGUCGUGAACAGUUCAGUGAAAUGGAGGCCAAGCUAUGGUGGGAAGAGAACCAGUGCAGAGUUCAUCAAUAUUAUGCUUAAGACUAUCCACACAUUAACCUACUGUAUUGGAUUUUUUAUAUUCCUUGCUUUUUGACUUCCUAUCAAUACAGUUUUGUACAGAUGUGUGAAUAAUUUGAGAGUAUCUUCCUUUCCAUCACUGUGUUGAGCAUGAACUAAAUAAGAACAAAUAUUCUCAUCCUAAUAAUGGUUAGGGUUUGGUUUUCAGUUGAAAGAGAUUCUUUAACCAAACAAUGCUACAAGAGUUUCUCACUACACUAAUAUGAUCUCAGUUGUGCAUUUUACUGACAAACACUACUUGGGUUAUG
This is a messenger RNA of Cryptomeria japonica (Japanese cedar), 993 nucleotides long. RefSeq names its product protein Brevis radix-like 1. The record is from RefSeq and is a predicted model, not a curated record. The transcript has 2 exons. Lineage: Eukaryota; Viridiplantae; Streptophyta; Pinopsida; Cupressales; Cupressaceae. Bases 395 to 706 code for a protein of 103 amino acids.